Poecilia reticulata (guppy) is the source of this 2132-nucleotide messenger RNA. RefSeq names its product saccharopine dehydrogenase-like oxidoreductase. Gene Ontology annotation, cellular component: mitochondrion; lipid droplet; plasma membrane. The record is from RefSeq and is a predicted model, not a curated record. Gene Ontology annotation, biological process: glycolipid biosynthetic process. NCBI's taxonomy places the organism in Eukaryota, Metazoa, Chordata, Actinopteri, Cyprinodontiformes, Poeciliidae.
CUUGAUAAAAUACAGAGCAAUACACAGAAUUUUUUAGCGUUGCAUUAAGAUAUGUGUGUCAACUGUUAAUGUACUUUUCUUUCCGUUGUAUUUCAGUUAUUUUUAAAAAAAAAUCAUUUGAACAUGCAAACUCCAUGCAGAAAAAGUCAAACACAGAACUUUUUGCUGCAUGACAGAGCUACCAUCUGCGCCACUGUGCAGCCCUAAAUUCAAUAUAUUCCCUGGUAAUACUAUCAAUGGCAUAUUUAAAUAUUCAUAAAUAAAUGCAAUCUUAAAGUAUUUACGGAACAUAAAGCAAAUCGGAGAAGAACUGUAUUUUUUUCCUGAGCAACAUGCCACUUACAACAUGGCGGAAAGGUUGACGGACGAUCCUGACGCUGACACACAUGUUUACAAGCACCAAUCCGAAGCCUGAGGAAGUCGUUCUGCUAACAUAAUAUCAAUGUUGGAAAAUGUUAAGAAAGCAAGACGAGUUUCGAUCAAAUUUACGAUUCAUUAGAAAAAUAAGCGUGAUGAAUAAUGCAAAAAUAUGACACGUUUUCUUUAUAUGAAACCUCUUUGUCAUGCGCGUGGCUGUUGCAACUUUCUGUUAGCAUACUAGCAUAGUUUGGCUACGGAAGUAGAGAAAGCAGCGCUGUGAAAAGCGCAGCGGGCAGCUCAGCCCCUUCAUUGUGACAGUCAGAGUGUAAAGGUGUCGCAGUAAGCUUCUUCUGUUUGUCUGAGUUUCUGCUGGUACCAUGGCGCGGGUAGAGACAACCUCCAGCAGGCCGUACCAUCUGGUCAUCUUCGGAGCUUCUGGCUUCACGGGGCAGUUUGUGGUGGAGGAGGUAGCCCGGACGGCGUCCGAGGGACCCAAAGGGAGCCUGAAGUGGGCCGUGGCUGGCAGGAGCAAGCAGAAGCUGGAAAAAGUUCUGGAGCAGGCCGCUGGAGUCCUCAGUAAGCCUGAGCUCCGGACUGAGGUGGACGUGAUCGURGCAGACGUAGGCGAGCCCGACUCCCUGGCAGCCAUGUGCAAGCAGGCUGUGAUUGUUCUGAACUGCGUCGGCCCGUACCGGUUCUUUGGCGAGCCCGUGGUCAAAGCCUGCGUGGAGAACGGAGCGCACCACAUCGACAUCUCUGGAGAGCCGCAGUUUUUGGAGGGCAUGCAGCUGAACUACAGCAGCCAGGCGGCAGAGAAAGGCGUCUUCGUCAUUGGAAGCUGUGGCUUUGACUCCAUUCCKGCAGACAUGGGAGUCAUCUACACACGAGAUCAGUUCAGGGGCACCUUGACUGCUGUGGAGAGUUUUCUGACUGUCGGCAUGGGACCUGAGGGUGGGUGUAUCCAUGACGGGACRUGGCAGUCGGCCAUCUACGGCUUCGCCGACAGCCAGAAACUCCAGAGUCUAAGAAGGAAGUUUAACCACAAACCUCUGCCCACCGUCGGCUCCAAGCUGCGGCGCAGGGGAGCUCUGUUCUACAGUAAUGAGAUCCAGCAGUACGCUCUUCCCUUCAUGGGUUCUGAUCCGUCCGUGGUGAAAAGAUCCCAGCGCUUCCUGGCAGAGGAACAUCAAGCCACGCCGGUCCAGUACGGAGCGUAUGCUGGAGUUGGAGGUAUUGGCAGCAUCAUCAGGCUGAUGUUUGCCGGCAUGAUGUUCUUGUUGUUGGUCAAGUUCGGUUGGGGUCGCAACCUGCUCAUAAAGUAUCCAGAGUUUUUCUCCUUUGGGAUGUUCUCGAAAGCCGGACCAACCAGAAAGCAGAUGGAGGGAUCAUCCUUCCAGUUCUCCUUCUACGGCGAGGGUUACACAGACGGUCAGGACCCCACGCAGGGAAAACCUAACGCCAAGAUCCGCACUCUAGUUCAGGGACCAGAGGCCGGAUACGUGGCCACGCCCAUCGCCAUGGUGCAAGCUGCUCUCACGAUGCUCAACGAACCGGCAGCUUUGCCCAAGACGGGAGGAGUUUAUUCUCCAGGAGCUGCUUUCGCUAACACCACCCUCAUCGACCGCCUCAACAAACAUGGCAUCCAGUUCUCUGUCAUCUAACCCUGACAUUUCUGUGAGCAUUUAACAACAUGCAAAACUAUAACUGGGAAACUUUUAGCUUAAAAAUAUACUUUUUUUUUUUUUUAUUAUUAAAAUACUCUUGAAGCUUCA